This is a messenger RNA of Rasamsonia emersonii CBS 393.64, 894 nucleotides long. Its product is annotated as Glutaminase. The transcript has 2 exons. The record is from RefSeq and is a predicted model, not a curated record. The annotation marks the transcript as partial. Lineage: Eukaryota; Fungi; Ascomycota; Eurotiomycetes; Eurotiales; Trichocomaceae.
CAUGGAGAGAAACAGGCUCGCAGGUGGGUCCAGAGGAGCUAUCGACUGUGGAAGCAGUGGACGGGCUAUCUCGUCGAGUAUUCCUUGGAGCCUGCCAAUCAACUUUCAACCGACGACUUUGCUGGUUGGCUUGCUCUUCAGACCAAUUUGGCUCUCAAGGGCAUUAUUGGCAUUAACGCCAUGAGUCACAUGGCACAAGUAGCUGGAGAAUCUGAAGAUGCUUCGUAUUUCAAGGAUAUCGCCGACGAAUACAUCUCCAAAUGGGAGGAAUUUGGAAUGUCUCGUGACAAGACGCACGCCAAGUUGGCGUACGAUUGGUACGGCUCAUGGACGACUCUGUACAACCUUUAUGCCGAUGCACAGCUAUGUUUCCAUCUGGAGGGAUCUGGCAAGGGGAAGACACCUUCCUCUGGGCAGAAGCCUCUGAAGCCCCACCAGAAGGAAGGAUUUGUACCGAAACACAUCUACAAGAAGCAAUCGACUUGGUACCACUACGUUCGACAGAAGUACGGGCUGCCUCUGGAUAGCCGUCACCUUUACACCAAGACCGACUGGGAGUUCUUUGCGAUGGCUGUCGCGAACGAGGACACCCGAAGCGAGAUCUUGGAGUCGGUGGCGAAAUGGGUGAACGAAACGGUGACAGACCGGCCGCUGACAGACCUGCAUGAAACCGAAGGAGAAGGGAACUAUCCCGGUGUUACGUUCUUCGCCAGACCGGUGGUCGGGGGUCACUUUGCCUUCUUGGCCCUGCAGCGGGCGUGCGGCGGACACGCCCGGGAGGGACUGUCGUUCUUGGAUGAGGAUGACACUGCUGCGGAUGAUGAUGAUGAUGCUGCUGCUGCGAGGGCGGCUACUGAGUUCCGUUCGCAUUCUUUUCCCUGGAUAAGAUGGUGA